Molecule: messenger RNA, 470 nt
Organism: Beta vulgaris subsp. vulgaris (sugar beet)
Lineage: Eukaryota; Viridiplantae; Streptophyta; Magnoliopsida; Caryophyllales; Amaranthaceae
Exons: 5
Coding region: 72-470 (132 amino acids)
Source: RefSeq, a predicted model, not a curated record
UAUUUAUUGUUGCAUGAUAUGUGAUUUUUUAAGUAAUUAUUGUUGUUUAAUCUUGCAAUAGCCAACAUUGGAUGCUCCUUGUCAUAUGUCCCUUGCCCGGGAUAGUUUAUACCUUCGAUUCUGCCAGCUUUCACAAACAGCGGAAGUUAAAGCUUAAAUUGCCUAUGAUAGCUGCUUUUAGGAGGUUUCGGAUGAGCGGCCACAAAGUUCGUCGAGAGAAGCUUUUGUGGAAAUAUGUUGAGUGCCCGCAACAACAAGGAGGCACGGAGUGCGGUUAUUUUGUGAUGCGGUACAUUUUUGACGUACUCGCUUCAUAUUUUGGUUCGUUGGAUAUGGACAAAGUUGCUCAAACCUUUACCAAAGAUCCUUAUACGGAGGAUCAAAUCAAUGAGGUGAAGAAUAAGUGGGCAAGAUACUUUGUUGAUGAGUGCAUUACGAACAUAUACAUAAUUGCAACUUGUACCAACUAA